Molecule: messenger RNA, 414 nt
Organism: Meloidogyne enterolobii
Lineage: Eukaryota; Metazoa; Nematoda; Chromadorea; Rhabditida; Meloidogynidae
Source: the annotation of a GenBank genome assembly
GUUCUCUCAUCUGACGCAAAUAUUAAUUGUGCUGCUGUUGCUGCUAAAUGUCUUACUGGUAUGGCAAAGGGUUUGCGCAAUAAAUUUGGGCCGCAUACAGCUUCAUUAUCUCCAAUUAUAUUUGACAAAUUCAAAGAGAAGAAGCCUCAUCUUCGUGAUCCUUUGAUUGAAUUAAUUGACGCUGUUUUUGCUAGCACGACUUUAAACAAUCUCUCGGCCAGUAUUUUGGAAGCUGCUAAGAAGUCUAAUCCUAGCCAAAAAUCUCAACUUGAUCAUUUCAUCUACAGAGCAUUUCGGUCGCUUAACAGCAAGGAUAUUCCUAAAGGACUUUUGAAAGAUUUGAUUGCGUCAUUAUCUAAUGUACGUAUUUUUAAUUUUCUUGUUUCACUACUUUUAUCACUAGCAUGCUUCUGA